AUGAUAUUGUUUAGUUUGCGAAACUUAAUUCAAAAUGACUGCGGAUCAGAAUCUGACCUCUUAAAAUAUCAAUCCUCUUCAGAUGACGACUUUAUCAAUCCAAACUUAUCCUCUACCUCUAAAAACACUCGAACGAGAAUAAAGUUACCUACGUUAGGUCUUGUAUGCGAUAAAUAUGGUAUAUCUGAUCGAUCAGCUGCUGCAAUUGCUAGUGCAGUAUUAAAAGAUGUAGAAAUAAUUACCACAGAAGAUCCAUCGAAAAUAAAGUGCGAAGAGAGCGAGAGAAAUUUAGAAAUACCGCAAGGAAGGUGUUUGAGAAGAAUAAAAAGUCUGUAUUUUGAUGGAAGAAAGGUCAAAACUUUACUGCAAGAGAAGAAAAAUGAUAGAUUAUACAAGAAAACUGUUGUCGAAGAACACAUAUCGCUUAUCGAGGAACCUGAAUCUAUUGGCCACGUAACUCAAAACUUCAGGGAAAAGUAA
Molecule: messenger RNA, 480 nt
Organism: Psylliodes chrysocephalus
Lineage: Eukaryota; Metazoa; Arthropoda; Insecta; Coleoptera; Chrysomelidae
Source: the annotation of a GenBank genome assembly